Molecule: messenger RNA, 9184 nt
Organism: Sapajus apella (tufted capuchin)
Lineage: Eukaryota; Metazoa; Chordata; Mammalia; Primates; Cebidae
Gene: TET3
Product: tet methylcytosine dioxygenase 3
Exons: 8
Coding region: 276-3194 (972 amino acids)
Biological process (GO): oxidative demethylation; positive regulation of transcription by RNA polymerase II
Cellular component (GO): nucleus
Molecular function (GO): DNA 5-methylcytosine dioxygenase activity
Source: RefSeq, a predicted model, not a curated record
AUCCACCCACCUUGGCCUCCAAAAUGUUUGGAUUACAGGCAUGAGCCACCAUGCCCGGCCGGUUUUAUGAGAUUUUUAAAUUCUUGCCAAUUUGGUCCAUGUGUGAUGGUGUUCUAUUGUGAUUUUAAUUUGUAUUUUCUGAUUUCUAAUGGAGUUGAACACCUUUUCACAUGUUCAUAAACCAUGUGGGUUUCCUGUUUUGGGAUAUGCCUAUUAACUUUCUUGUUGGUGGUUAGUCUUUUUAAAUGAAUAUUGACUAAUUCAUAUUCCAAAUAAUGUUUACUCUUUGUGUUUCUGCAGAACAAAUAGUGGAGAAAGAUGAAGGUCCAUAUUAUACUCACCUGGGAUCUGGCCCCACGGUCGCCUCUAUCCGGGAACUCAUGGAGGAGCGGUAUGGAGAGAAGGGGAAAGCCAUCCGGAUUGAGAAGGUCAUCUACACGGGGAAGGAGGGAAAGAGCUCCCGCGGCUGCCCCAUUGCAAAGUGGGUGAUCCGCAGGCACACGCUGGAGGAGAAGCUGCUCUGCCUGGUGCGGCACCGGGCGGGCCACCACUGUCAAAAUGCCGUGAUCGUCAUCCUCAUCCUGGCCUGGGAGGGCAUCCCCCGUAGCCUUGGCGACACUCUCUACCAGGAGCUCACCGACACCCUCCGGAAGUACGGGAACCCCACCAGCCGGAGAUGCGGCCUCAAUGAUGACCGGACCUGCGCGUGCCAAGGCAAAGACCCCAACACCUGCGGUGCCUCCUUCUCCUUUGGUUGUUCCUGGAGCAUGUACUUCAACGGCUGCAAGUAUGCUCGGAGCAAGACACCUCGCAAGUUCCGCCUCGCGGGGGACAAUCCCAAAGAGGAAGAAGUACUCCGGAAGAGUUUCCAGGACCUGGCCACCGAAGUCGCUCCCCUGUACAAGCGGCUAGCUCCUCAGGCCUAUCAGAACCAGGUGACCAACGAGGAAGUAGCGAUUGACUGCCGUCUGGGGCUGAAGGAAGGACGGCCCUUCGCAGGGGUCACGGCCUGCAUGGACUUCUGUGCCCACGCCCACAAGGACCAGCAUAACCUCUACAACGGGUGCACUGUGGUCUGCACCCUGACCAAGGAAGACAAUCGCUGCGUGGGCAAGAUUCCUGAGGAUGAGCAGCUGCACGUUCUCCCUCUGUACAAGAUGGCCAACACAGAUGAGUUUGGUAGCGAGGAGAACCAGAAUGCAAAGGUGGGCAGCGGAGCCAUCCAGGUGCUUACCGCCUUCCCCCGCGAGGUCCGGCGCCUGCCCGAGCCUGCCAAGUCCUGCCGCCAGCGGCAGCUGGAAGCCAGAAAGGCAGCGGCUGAGAAGAAGAAGAUUCAGAAGGAGAAGCUGAGCACUCCCGAGAAGAUCAAGCAGGAGGCCCUGGAGCUGGCGGGCAUCACGUCGGACCCAGGCCUGUCUCUGAAGGGUGGAUUGUCCCAGCAAGGCCUGAAGCCCUCCCUCAAGGUAGAGCCGCAGAAUCACUUCAGCUCCUUCAAGUACAGUGGCAACACGGUGGUGGAGAGCUACUCGGUGCUGGGCAACUGCCGGCCCUCCGACCCUUACAGCAUGAACAGCGUGUACUCCUACCACUCCUACUAUGCACAGCCCAGCCUGACCUCCGUCAAUGGCUUCCACUCCAAGUACGCUCUCCCAUCAUUUGGCUACUAUGGCUUUCCAUCCAGCAACCCCGUCUUCCCCUCUCAGUUCCUGGGUCCUGGUGCCUGGGGACACAGUGGCAGCAGUGGCAGUUUUGAGAAGAAGCCAGACCUCCAUGCUCUGCACAACAGCCUGAGCCCGGCCUACGGUGGUGCUGAGUUUGCCGAGCUGCCCAGCCAGGCUGUUUCCACGGACACCCACCACCCCACUCCUCACCACCAGCAGCCUGCAUACCCAGGCCCUAAGGAGUAUCUGCUUCCCAAGGCCCACCCAAUCCACUCAGUGUCCAGGGACCCCUCCCCCUUUGCCCAGAGCUCCAGUUGCUACAACAGAUCCAUCAAGCAAGAGCCAGUAGACCUGCUGACCCAGGCCGAGCCUGUGCCCAGAGACGCUGGCAAGAUGGGCAAGACACCUCUGCCCGAGGCAUCUCAGAAUGGGGGACCCAGUCACCUUUGGGGACAGUACUCAGGAGGCCCAAGCAUGUCCCCCAAGAGGACUAACAGUGUGGGUGGCAGCUGGGGUGUGUUCUCAUCUGGGGAGAGUCCUUCCAUCAUCCCCGACAAGCUCAGUUCCUUUGGGGCCAGCUGCCUGGCCCCUUCCCACUUCACAGAUGGCCAGUGGGGGCUGUUCCCCAGCGAGGGGCAGCAGGCAGCUCCCCACUCUGGAGGACGGCUGCGAGGCAAACCGUGGAGCCCCUGCAAGUUUGGGAACGGCACCUCUGCCUUGGCUGGGCCCAGCCUGACUGAGAAGCCCUGGGGGCUGGGGGCAGGGGAUUUCAACUCGGCCCUGAAAGGUGGUCCUGGGUUCCAAGACAAGCUGUGGAACCCCAUGAAAGGAGAGGAGGGCAGGAUUCCAGCCGCAGGGGCCAGCCAGCUGGACAAGGCCUGGCAGUCCUUCGGUAUGCCCCUGGGCUCUAGCGAAAAGCUGUUUGGGGCCCUGAAGUCUGAGGAGAAGCUGUGGGAUCCCUUCAGCCUGGAGGAGGGGGCAGCCGAGGAGCCCCCCAGCAAGGGAGCGGUGAAGGAGGAGAAGGCUGGUGGCGGCGUGGAGGAGGAGGAGGAGGAGCUGUGGUCGGACAGUGAACACAACUUCCUGGACGAGAACAUCGGCGGCGUGGCCGUGGCCCCGGCCCACGGCUCCAUCCUCAUCGAGUGUGCCCGGCGGGAGCUGCACGCCACCACACCACUCAAGAAGCCCAACCGCUGCCACCCCACCCGCAUCUCGCUGGUCUUCUACCAGCACAAGAACCUCAACCAGCCCAACCACGGGCUGGCCCUCUGGGAAGCCAAGAUGAAGCAGCUGGCGGAGAGGGCACGGGCACGGCAGGAGGAGGCUGCCCGGCUGGGCCUGGGCCAGCAGGAGGCCAAGCUCUACGGGAAGAAGCGCAAGUGGGGGGGUGCCAUGGUUGCCGAGCCUCAGCAGAAAGAGAAGAAGGGGAUCGUCCCCACCCGGCAGGCGCUGGCUGUGCCCACAGACUCGGCGGUCACCGUGUCCUCCUAUGCCUACACGAAGGUCACUGGCCCCUACAGCCGCUGGAUCUAGGUGCCAGGGAGCCAGCGUACCUCAGCGUCGGGCCCGGCCCGAGCUGUCUCUGUGGUGCUUUUGCCCUCAUACCUGGGGGCGGGUUGGGGGUGCAGAAGUCUUUUUAUCUCUAUAUACAUAUAUAGAUGCGCAUAUCAUAUAUAUGUAUUUAUGGUCCAAACCUCAGAACUGACCCGCCCCUCCCUUACCCCCACUUCCCCAGCACUUUGAAGAAGAAACUACGGCUGUCGGGUGAUUUUUCCGUGAUCUUAAUAUUUAUAUCUCCAAGUUGUUUUCCCCCCCUUAUUUGGGGGGCUUUUAUUUUCUCUUUGUUUUUAAAACUCUAUCCUUGUAUAUCACAAUAAUGGAAAGAAAGUUUAUAGUGUCCUUUCACAAAGGAGUAGUUUUAAAUUCCAUUUAAAAUGUAUUUAUUGGAUUUUUUAAAAGCGACAAUAGUAAUGGUAAAGGAUGGGCAGGAAAGGCCAGCAGUGCUCCCCCGCCCAAUCUCGCUGGGCCCGGCGAGCCAAGCCCCUCGGGCGCUGGCAAAGUCCUCAGCCAUCUGCCCCUCGAGAGCCAAGCGCAGACGGUAGCCACCCAGUUCAUCCCUCCCGACACACACACCUUCCCUUCGGGGAAGGGAGCCUCAGGACAGCCUCUGUCCUCUCCGAUAGGAUGGGAGAGUCUGCAGAAAACCAUCUGGGGUCCCUUUUCCAGCCCCCGGCUUGGAGUCGAGGGGCAGAUGCACCCCAGGCCAGCCCCCCUGAGAUGCUGGCACAGCUUUCCCCAGAAACCAGGUUGGAAGUAGAUGGCUUCAAGCUUGCUAGUCUCCACACUGAAUCCUCUGUCCGUUAUUUAUGGAGUCACACGAUGUCACGGUUCACUAGGCAGCACCUCAAGCUGGAACUGGAGUGCAAGGUUCUUAGGGGCCGCGCCUACCAUGUUGCCAAGCCAAUGCAUGCUGGGCUGAAGGAAUUUGUCUUAGUGGCAGUUUUUUUAAAAAAAUGCCCCCAAAGUCUAUGCUGAUAUUGAAAAAGGGCUACUGUAUCUAUCUUUAAAAACAGGAAGUUGAACCCAAGCUGUGAAAAGCCAGUGGUGCUCUGUGCAUGGUGCUGUGCGGAGCCUGGUGCUGUAUAGUGUUGUGCUGGGACUUUCUUGACUCUUGGGAAGGUCACAUCCUACAGGAGCUCAGCAGACCAGUGUAACAACAGUUAAUGCAUCUAUCCUGAUCCCUGAAUUUCCACAUUGGACAAUGGUGCAUGCCUCAUACCUGAGCCUGCUUCCUCCAUGCUAUCGUCAGGUUCAGGGGCCUACACUUAACAAUUUUAAAGUGCAAGAGUCAAACAUUUUCAACAGGUUGCUAUGAUUUUCCUCCCUAAUUGGUGCCAUUUCUCCAUUUGAUCAUUUUUUUCCUUUCUCCCCUCUUCAUCCACUUUAACAUACUCAUUCGAAAAUUCUGGUGCAUUCAUUCGGUUCUUUGAAAUGAGAAUGUGGUGCUUACUUUUUGUGACAUUGUUGAGAUAGGUUGGGCCUGAUGGGAGCAACACUCAUUGUCACCAAGUCAAACUGCUUGGGAGUGUUGGUUGUUCUUGUGAUAUUAGCAGAAAUGAUCUCACGCUACCCAUGUGGAUGUGGAUGUGGAUGUGGUGAAUGGGGGGCUUCAUCAGGACACACAGAGGGGAAUGUGGCCACACAGUGGAUGACCACCAAGCCCUGAGAUGACCAGGUAUUUACUGAGCAGUUGUAUUCAGAUAUGGGUCUUCAUGAAUCAUGUUUAACAAUAAGAUGACAGCUAGAGGCAAGUUCCUGAGCUUCCGGGUGCCUUGUUUAAGAGCUGAGAACCGGCCUGCUGGGUGUUUACUGUACCUGUUUGGAAGCACUGGCAGAGGGUCGUUGUAAGAUGUCCUGAGCAUUUAUGUGGUCUGGUUUUAACUGUAAAUAGUGAAAGAUUUUUUUAAGCACUUUUGCCUAGAUUUAAACAGCAACUUGAAAAAAAAAAUGUUUUAACAUGUAAUUGUGGGAGAAACUGUAAAUAGUAGCUGAAUAUUUAACGUGCUUUGUCUAUCCUCCACUUUUACCAUAUUCUGUAAAGUUGCAUUUAUUUUACAGGACAAAAAAUGAAAUAUUAUUGCUUUUGAAAUAAAUACCCAAGAGCUUAUCAGGACUUAGAAUUAUUCAGAACUCAGAUCUAUAGGAAAACCUCUGACCUUCAGUUUGACAAGCUAAAGGAAGCAGAGUCUUUAAUGAGCAUGCUAAUUUUCUAGUUUUGAGGAAAAAUUGGGUCCUUUAAAUGCUAUUUUGCUUAUCGCAUCAGUACUUUUAUGCAGGUCUCAUUUGACUCCGUGCUUAGGUAGAUGCGGGGGUGCCUUGAAAACUUCAUUUUAAAUGAUCUUAAGCAAGAAAUACAAUAUUUUACGAAACAUGUGGAGAAUGUGACCGUCUGUAUGACCCAUGAAGCCCCAGGUUGGCUGUUGGUUUGGAAGGUCCCGAGUGUAACCCAGGUGAUGCUGAUACUUGGCAUGUGUGAAUCUUCCUCAUGUGUGUUAAAUACACUCUUCCCUCAUCACCUUUUGGUAGGAAAGCCAUUAGAUGAAAGGAGAAACCAAUACAAGCUAAAAGCAUGCGACGUCUGUCCCCCAGCCCAAAAUGCCUUGGUUCAUCAGUUUCUAGGGUAGGAAAUAGGCUGCUGAGAGGUGAGUCAAGAGGCAGUCUCCAUUGGAUGUCCCCACUCCCCUCAGAAUAGCGUUUCCAGAGUUAGGCGGUGCGAUUGCCGUGCUCAAGCCCAUGCUGAUUUGUACACUACAUGUCUAACCUACCUCAAAUCUCAGUCAUUAAAAUUAGCAUGCUUUAGACAUAUAUUUAAAAAGUAACUAUGCACAGCUCUUUAUCCCCCCUUGCUGCUGAAGGUUUCUUAAAGAGAAAAAUCAAAUUUUUAUUUUUUACUGGCACUAUCAUUUUUUAAAUCCUAAAGAUGAUUAACAGACAUUUUUAUCAUGAGAAGAAAAAUAAAGCCAUUGCAACUAAAGAAACUAACAGCAUGACCAAGUUCGAAGAGUAAUAUUAUAGCAACGGAAACCGAUGGCGUCUCAGUCAUCUCCCCAGUGUGCCCUGUCCAUGGACACCAUCCACGUGCAGUGCAAAACAUUUGGUUCCUUUUCUGCUGUGUUUUGUUUUCCCUGCCUGUCGCGUGCAAGGGAAGUACUUGUAAAGUUCUGUGCUAAGAGAUUUUUAAAAUAAAAAUCGCUUUGCAGCAGGUUCUCACAAAAUAACUGGUGCUAGCUCAAGAAAUCAUUAUCUGACCAUCAGAAAUCUUGACUAAAGGUGUUGCAUGGAUUUGGGGGUUUUUUGGUUUUUGGUUUUGGGUCUGGUUUUUAGCAGGGCCAAUGUUUCCCACACCCCGGCUUCAUGGUUACUGCUUUGCCUUCUCACUAAGGUGACGAUGGUGUGCGUGGAAAGAGAUGAUAUACCCCACCGCCCCCUCUUGGUCCUUCCACCAGCCUCUUUUGGAAACAGUAGUUUGCAGAGCAAGGGAUUUUUAAAGUGCUAAAGCAAGGAAAGAAGUGGCAGAGCUUAACUGCUUUGUAUCACACAGCAGCAGAUGUGCAAGGAUGGUUGACAAUGAGUCAAUGAUAACCUGAUUUCAUUGAGAGAAAUCCAGCCAGACUUGCUUCUAGAGGUUUAACCACCAUGAGAUCUCAAAGCAAGGCAAAGCUGGUGGAAAACAAUAUGAUAUCCCUGACGUGCCUCAACCAGUAUCUCUUUCCUUUUGUUACUGAAGUGUGUUUUAUGGACUAGGAAGCAUUUUUAUGAAUUGAAAUAGUCUAAAUAAAAUGGUGCUAUGGUGUUUUAAUGUGACUGUCCCUGAUCCUGUCUUGCUGAGGUGCUAUCAACGUUCUGAAACCACAACCAACCAAAAACAAGGUGGGCUCCAGUCUCUUGGCUUUUGUUUUCCCUCCCCUCUUUUGGUGCUGUCUUAGACCCGUUUACCGUGCUAUAAUCUGCUCUGAGCAGUGUUGUGUUUUGUUGUAUCGUUCUUCCCUUGGUGGCCAAACAAAGCAAGUCGAGAAGGCAGCUAGCUCCCUUGCUGUGAUCCGGAGUGGGCCUGCCUGGCUUUGCAGGUGCUUUGGUUCCACACUUGUCUUCUCAGGCUUGAUGUGAGAGAAAGGGCGAAGGGUUUUUUGAGUUUUUGUUUUUGAGGAAGGGGAGUUGGAUACUCCUGCCUCUCCUAGCAUGAUAGGCAUUCUCAUAGCCAGGGACACAGAUUUUCUCCUGCAGCCCAGGGUGCUAAGCAGACAUCUCUGGAAGUCCCAAGGGCACACCAAGAGAGACCAGAUGGACCUCCUUCCUCCCCUGGCACUGGCCGGGACCGUGGUGGGCAGGGGCUUCAUUCUCUAACCCAGCGUUGCUUCUGCCUCUCAUUGGUAACCCAUUAUGUUCAGACUAAAGGAAGGAGCUUUCUUUGCUCACUCGAUGCCACUGAGGCUGCUUUUUAGUUGGUGCUAACCUAAAUUUCAUCUUGGGUCCACAGAAGUUGAUGUUUUAAAAACAACAGGAAGCUCCAUUUUGUGUCAUCCACUGUCACAAUAAUUUUUUUAAAUACCUCAAAAACAGGACAUCAUGACAACUUCAGUAAAGUAGAUUCCAUGAGGGUCUGAUACCUGCAGGUUGUCCGUCUCAUGACGUACUUGACCUUGAAAAAUCUGGGGUCAUUUUGUUUUUCAUUCUUCAGCAGUUAAAAUAACGGAACGCCGAAAGGAAGGAGUGUGGUUGGCUGUAGUUCAUGUUUAAGUUUUGCUUUUGAAUAAAAUGUGAAUUUUCUAUGCCCAUCUCCUUGAGCUUUCUUGGUCAUUGUUGCUGUCAUUUGAAAUGACUCCCUCAAAACCUAGUUUUAUCAGCCAGCCACCUCUGCUGUAGUACAUGGCCAACUUCAGUAUACCCUGGACCAAAACAUUUUUGAGGUGCAUACCCCCAGCAUAAGUUACACAGUCCCACAUCCAGGUGCACAGUUUCCUCCACAAGUGCGGGGAGAGGGGCGGCCCCCUCUGGUGCUCCCAGCCCUUCCUCCUGCAGAGCUGCAGGCAAGAGCAGAGCAAUAGGCUUCUCACCUGAGCAGAGACCGCAGCACAGAAAUGCGAGGUCUAAAGUUGCUUUUUGCCUAAGAAUCAGCGAGCGAUUUGGCCUACUUCCUCAUUGGCUUCUAUUCUGAUAUCAGGGAUGCUUUUUGUAGUGGUAUUGUUUGCUCCCUCUUCGCGUUUUGACUACCCGUCAUUCAGGGGUAACUCAUCACUCUUCACGUGGGGAUUUAAAGUAAGAAACUAAUUGGCUUAUUUGAACAUUCCAAAUUUUCUUGGUUUCAAUGCUUUUUUUUUUUCUUUUGAGGGGAAAAGAGGGGAGAAAAACAGGAGUGAUGUCAUUUCUUUUUCAUGUAUUCCAAUCAAAGAAACAAGGGCAGGUUGUAUAGUGGCAUAUUAAUACAUUAGACUUAAUCUAGAACCCCUGUAGCUUUUUGAUGUGUUUUAUUUCUUAUCUCUUUGAAUUCCUGUUUGGUUACUUGGCUUCCAAUGGAGGUGAACUUAACAACCAUACUUGAAUAUUCCGUCUUGACUUUGUAAACUGUGGCUACUUGAAAUGAAGUUUAUCUGGGGUUGAUGGAUGAAUGGUAGAUUUUUGCAAUGUCUCAAGGCAAUAGGAUGUGUAUUAAACUGUAGAUAUUCUUAGUACAGUAAAUUUAUGCUGAUAAUUUUAUUUUGUAUAAUUUUUACCUUUUUGUUAAUAUUUUUUCUUUCCACUUUUUUGGUUUGCCUCCUGAGCUACCCCUCCUUACCCUCCUUUUUCCCCCAGUGUUUCAGUAAAUUUAAUUUAGGGUGCCUAGAAAUUGCAAGUAUGUAUCCUUUUUGAUUUGUAUUUUAUUAUAAUUUACACAAACAGCUGGGUUUGUGAACUGUAUUACUCCUGGUAUCUUUAAAAUGUUGUGGGUGUUUUAAUAAAUUUUAUAUUUAUUUUUUGCACUCAAA